UCGAUAGGUUUAUUAGCGGCAAUUGCACCACCAAAGAUGACGAAGCUAAGCUGUAACCCCGUUCUUGGCUUGUCUGUCUCAGGGAGACCACGGCCAGAUGCGUUCUCGUUCACUCCACUCGACAGCGCUGCUUCCAAGGGACGGACCGAUGUACUGAAAUCGUUGCUUCGCUGUUACGACGUCAACUACAUCAGUAACGGCAAGAUCGCUCCUCUAGACCAUGCUGGUCUUGGAGGGCACGAGGAUGCAGUGCGCGUGCUGCUGCAGGCUGGAGCGCGUUACGACCUCCUGACUGGAGGUGUCGACAGGAAGAUGGGACCGCAGAGCCCUCUCUACCACGCGGCGACCAGCGGUAGCGCUGCCACCGUGGGGCUCUUCCUGCAGCCGCCGCCGCCACUCCUCCCGCAGCCCUCAGACACCGACUGCUGGGUCGCUCUCGAUCACGCCGGGUUCCUCGGGCACGUGGACGUGGCCCGCGCCCUCAUCGACAAGCUACACGGGCACAGGCGUGGUGCGGCGAUAGACUGUGACGUUGGACAUGAAGCUGCAUUGGGCAUAGCUAAAGGGGGGAGCGUCGAAGUAGCCUCCGCGCUACUGGACUGGUGGCCGGAGGCUGUGAACCUCAGGAUAUCCAUUGAGGACGGUGCAAUGCUCCACACUGCCGCGAUGUACGGUCACGUUGAACUGGUGAAGCUUCUGCUGGGUCGUGGGGCCGACCUGCUGCAGAGGAAUAGGAAGUCAUGGACCGCACUUCACAAUGCGGCGGCGGGUGGAAACGUAGAGGUGAUCAACGCGCUCUGGGAGCACGAGCACACACAGCGAAGCAGCACCUACAGGAAGCUGAAGCUGCACAAUCUGUGGAAUGGUUUGGGGGAGCGUACGUCGGCACUGUGUGUGGCCGCAAUCUACGGCCAGCUGGAGGCCGCGAAGCGACUGGUGGAUCUGGGCGCGGACAUGAACACAUGGAAGCUGAUCAGCGCUCAUGAAACGCCUCUGUACUUCGCUGCACGGGAAGGCCACGCACCGGUGGUGGAGUGGCUGAUCGCGCAGGGCGCCCGCCUGCACGGUGAAGAGGCCGCCGACACGCCGCUGCACGCGGCCGCAGAGAACGGCCGCCUGGCCGUGGUGCAGGUGCUUCUGCCGGCACUGAAUAAGCUGAAGAAGGGCGAAGCGCCCAAGCGCCUAGCGCUGCUGCAGCACCUCAGCAGCCACGGGUACACCGAGGGGGAAAUCACUUGGGUCCGUAGCGUACGGGCUAUUUCUGGUAUUUCUGCUGCUAUUUCAGUUAUUUCUCGCCUAUUUCGGAUUAUUUCAGGGUAUUUCGCGGUAUUUCUUUGUAUUUCAGGAGUAUUUCGCGACUAUUUCACCGACUAUUUUGCGUCUAUUUCGGGAUUAUUUCGCUCUAUUUUGCCUUUAUUUCGAAUUAUUUCGCAAGUGAUUUUCCCCUCGAGGCACACGGCCUUGCAUCUAGCUGCCACGUCGGGCUCGCUGUGGGUGGUGAGGCACCUCCUCACGCGGGAGGUGCAGCUGCUGGAGAAGCACUACAAGAACAGACUCAAGGCGGGGAAGUCUCCGGUAUGGGGGGACUUCACCGUGUACAGGCGGUGCUGGCAGGACUGGACACCUCUGGGUUUCUGCGCUAUGAGCGAGGCCCCGUCCGCCGUGUUCCGGGCGCUGCUCGGGCACAUGGAGGACGAGCGGGUGAUGGCGCUCGGCGGCGAGGACGCCCAGACGGUGCGGGAGAUGGUGCAGGAGGUCCUGGACGGGAUUGCGCAGCGGAAGCUUCCCUGGAAGAGAGUGAUUAAAGAACUGAAUGCGUCCCUCGCUCGGCUGCGACGGUGGGAGGCGUUGCGGUACCUCUUGAAGUCCAUCGGCUCGGAAGACGUGACCGAUCAACCUAUCACUCUGCCGAAUAAGGCGCCCCAGGACUCUGAGGACUCUAUUGCACCAGUCUUCCUCAUCCCUGGUAUAGAAGGUAUGGCCGUCAUGCUCCAGUCGCUGUGCGAGUACAUCAAGGCGCCCACACUGGUCCUUCAGCUGCCCUACACCGACGAGAAGAGCACGACGAUCCAGGACUUCGCCCGGUCGGUGUACAAACACAUCAAGUCCCACCUCGCGCCCAAGGCCUCCUUCAAACUGGUGGGCUACUCGUUCGGCGGCAUGGUGUCCACGGAGCUGGUGCGCCUCCUCGAGCAGGACGGCCACGUGGGCGAGCUGGUGCUGCUGGACGGCGCGCCCGCCGGUAUGCAGGAGCUCACCAAGGUCUGGAUCAAGGAGGACGGCAACACCACAGAGCUGGAGAUGGAUGUCCUAGUCCGACUGUGGUUCCUGACCAAUCAGUCAGACUUCGACAACUUUAGAUGUCCUUUGGAGACACAAGAUCGCCUGUGCAAGGAAUCCUCCUUGGAAAGGCGACUGAGGCAAAUCAUCCCCAAGAAAAGCAAGACUGCUGCGCACAGCAAGAAGGGCAUGGCGGCCGCCUUCAGGUCCUUCGUCAACCGGAUAGUGGCCGUCAACAACUACCGACCCCCGUCAUCGGCGAAAAAGCUUCGAUCCACCGUCACCCUCAUCAGGCCGACGAGCCAGACAUUCAAGCACGACCAGGAAGACUGCGGCCUUACCGACCUGUUUGCACAGGACACCAUCCCCGUGCACUUUGUUGAGGGCGACCACAACACGAUGCUGGACAACGUGGAGACGGCCGCCAUCAUCAACGCAGUCCUGGUGGAGGGCACCGCCGGAAACAAGACGUUCGGCGACAAGGUCGCGGCGGACUCCAGGCUAAGCGCCAAGUCUCAAUGAGGGGCGACCAGCGGCCACUGAGAAAGGAGGCGUCGAAACGACACCGCUUCGACGUCUCGUCAACGUGGAAACAACGUCGAUUCGGCGUCGAUUCGACAUCGUUUUAAGAACAAUUUCUCACUGGGAUGCCAGGAUUAGAAAGCAAGACUGACCGUCCAUUCCGUGAACUGUGACCAGCCCGUUAGGCUUCGGUGCUAACGGGUCUGUGUGCCAAAGAUCUGCCUGACCACGAACAAUUACCAAGUUUUGUGUCGUGAGUUUACUUUUAGUGUUCUAACCGAUUUUCAGCCAACUGAAAACCCGGUGCAGAUAAAAAAGAUAUUGUUUUCUUCUAGCUUUUAACGAGUAGCAGGGCUUUUAAAAUCGGGCCUCAAAUAUUAUGAAAUAUACCUUGCUAUUGAGUUGCAGGCUGGGAGAUCUUGUAAUAAAUUAUUUUAUGAAAUAUUCCUA
Messenger RNA from Frankliniella occidentalis (western flower thrips), 3252 nucleotides. RefSeq lists its product as uncharacterized. Gene Ontology annotation, molecular function: protein binding. The record is from RefSeq and is a predicted model, not a curated record. Bases 37 to 2802 code for a protein of 921 amino acids. Gene Ontology annotation, biological process: biosynthetic process. The transcript is spliced from 5 exons. Lineage: Eukaryota; Metazoa; Arthropoda; Insecta; Thysanoptera; Thripidae.